Molecule: messenger RNA, 829 nt
Organism: Somion occarium
Lineage: Eukaryota; Fungi; Basidiomycota; Agaricomycetes; Polyporales; Cerrenaceae
Source: the annotation of a GenBank genome assembly
AGCAGAAAUCAAGCCUUUCUGUCAACGAAUCAUCUAUCAUGGACCCACUCACUUCCGUCAUUGAAGCUCUGAAGCAUGAUAAGAUAAUACCAGAUGUCGUCCCCGAGACAUUCAAUCCUUCAUUGUUGUUCUCUAUCGGGUAUCCGAGUGGGAAGGAGGUCCUUCUCGGAAACGAAUUCACUGUGGAUGAGACUCAGGAUGAACCAUCGAUCAACUUCACACCUCUGAACAUGCCGACAGAACAGGCAGACUCGCAGGAGGAGGUCUCGUAUACGUUGGCUAUGGUGGAUCCAGAUGCGCCUUCGAGAGCCGAACCGCUCUACAAAUCGUUCAGGCAUUGGUUGAUCACAGGAUUGAAGUCACCGAGAGAUAGCGCCAGCACGACGUCUGACUUGAACGCUCUGGAAAGCAAGCCGGCAACAACACCCUACCGGCCACCAGGACCACGACCAGGUUCCGGUUUGCAUCGUUAUGUUUUCCUGUUGUUCCAAGAGCCGGGAUCAACGGCGUUCACUGUCCCUGCAGGGUCCCCUGAGUAUGGUGCCGCAUUGGAGGAAAGGAGAAGUUGGGACGCAGUGAAGUUUGCAGAAAGGUAUGGCCUAAAGCUCGUUGGAGCGAAUUUCAUGUUGAUACGAUCGCCGAGUGAAAGUAAGUAGAAAGCUUGGUAUAUCAAGCUGCAUCCUGUAGUACAUGCUGGCGGAGACUUGGAAAAUCGAAUGGAUAGUUACGCAAUCGGAGAUAUAAAAUUCUGUCGGAGUUUACUGUAUGAUCUUCUUUGCCUUCGACGUUAAUCUGCUCUAUCUUGAAGUCACCAUCUUUCUUUCUCUCC